AUGUUCACCCAGCCGCUCUCCUCACCUCCCGCGGGGCAUCAGGCGUCCAGCCCCGUGUCCCCCUCCCGUCCCAGCCGCCUCCGUGGCCUCAGCUACCUGCGAAACUACACGCACAGCCACCUGCUCUCCCGCGACGGCAGCCAUCAUUCGGCCUCUCCCUCGGCCUCGGCCUCGAACUCGAGCAUCGCCGCCGGCGGCAACCUGACCCGAUCGGCGAGCUACACCGUCUCUUCCUCGACGACGACGACGACGACGACGACGACGAUCCCGGCCGGCCAGAACGUGAACCGGCUGACUCUCGUCAACUCGACGCCCGACAGCACCGAAUCCCACGCGCGGACGUCGCAGCGGUCGACGCCCCUCGUCGCUUCCUCGAGCCCCCCAGCGCCCAUCCCCGAGAUGCCGACGCGGACGAGGUCUGGCGCCGGCGCCGACGUCGACGUCGCCGACCAGCCCGCCUCGACGCGGACGAGGACCUCGACGGCGGCCGACACGGCUGCCCCCAACCCCGACAACGCGCCCUCGAUACGUCUGUCGGCCUACUACGACCCGCGGUCGACGCGCCCGUCGCUCUCGUUCCCCCCCAUCUCCCGCACCCUGCCCCACGGCGGCGACGUCAUCCGCGUCGGCCGCUACUCGGAGCGCGACGGUCAGGCCGGCAUGGCCGCCAACCAGCCCUCGGCCGCGCCCGUCGGCUUCAAGAGCAAGGUUGUCAGCCGCCGUCACUGCGAGUUCUGGUCCGAGGACGGCAAGUGGUUCAUCCGCGACGUCAAGAGCUCGUCCGGCACCUUUCUCAACCACAUCCGCCUCAGCCCGCCGUCGCAGGAGAGCAAGGCGUAUGCCGUCAACGACGGCGACAUCGUCCAGCUCGGCAUCGACUUCAAGGGUGGCGAGGAGAUGAUCUUUCGAUGCGUCAAGAUGAGGCUCGAGCUCAACCGGGGCUGGCAGAAUAAGCCCAACACGUUCAACGUCGCCGCCCACAAGCGACUGCGCACCAUGGCGUCCAACGGCGCCGCCUCGACGGUCAGCUCAACGUCGCAGGACUGCUCCAUCUGCCUCAACUCCAUCGCCCCUUGCCAAUCCCUGUUCGUGGCUCCCUGCUCGCACACGUGGCACUUCAAGUGCGUGCGCUCGCUCCUGUCGUCGCCGCAGUAUCCCAUCUUCUUCUGCCCCAACUGCCGGGCCAGCGCCGAUCUCGAGGCCGACGUCGACGAGCCCGACGGCGAGUGGCAGCAGCUCGACGAGGAGCUCUGCGGCGACGACCGGGAGGCCGCCGACCAGGACCAACCGCCGCACGGCCUGCCGGCGUCGACGUCGACGCCGGCCGCCGACCUGACUGUCCAGGACGCCGACGGCAUGGACGUCACCGUCAACGUGGCCGCCCUCGACGGCCCGAGCGGCCCGGCGACGAACCUGCCGCACGCCGCGACGGAGCCCCUGCCCAUCAGGAACCCUUCGUCGGGCGCCCGUCGAGUCGACGACCUGCGAGAGAACCGGUCUCCGUCGCCCGUCAUCAACGGCGAAGGACCCAUCACGCCGCGGAACAACGCGGGCCCGUGGGUGUUUGACGGCAGCGCCGGCCAACGAGCCCCCGACGCGACACCCGAGAUGCGAAGCCUCGACGCCGCCGCCGGACCGGACCUCGGUCGAGGCGUCGCGAGCGACGACUCGAGCCGCUGA
Drechmeria coniospora is the source of this 1680-nucleotide messenger RNA. Its product is annotated as FHA domain containing protein. Bases 1 to 1680 code for a protein of 559 amino acids. Gene Ontology annotation, cellular component: mitotic spindle pole body; ubiquitin ligase complex; cytosol. The record is from RefSeq and is a predicted model, not a curated record. Gene Ontology annotation, biological process: ubiquitin-dependent protein catabolic process; negative regulation of septation initiation signaling; mitotic spindle assembly checkpoint signaling. The transcript is spliced from 3 exons. Gene Ontology annotation, molecular function: ubiquitin protein ligase activity; protein binding. Lineage: Eukaryota; Fungi; Ascomycota; Sordariomycetes; Hypocreales; Ophiocordycipitaceae.